AUGGCUCCUCCUAGGAAAAUUGUAAGAAGACAGUUAGAAAUCAUGAUAGAUUUUUUAGAGGAAAAUAAAGAAAUGUCCAAAGGUAUUCCUCCUAGCUCUCCGAUAUCACAUCAAACUAUUAAAGAAAACUGGAUUAAGUUAGCUAAGACUCUGAAUAGUAUUGAAGGAGGUGCCAAGAAAGCUCCUGACGGAUGGAAAAAGUAUUGGUUUGAAUGGAGGCAUAGGUGCAGAAAAAAAGCAGCAAAUGCUAGAAGAUUUCAAACAAAAAAUACAAGUGGUUCCCAUAGAUUUGUACCACUGAAUGAUCUAGAAGUGCGUGUACUUGAUCUCAAUGGAAAAGGCAGUGUCAGUGCAACAAUAUCUUCAUCAAAUAAAUUGGAGAAUUUCCUGGCAGAUGAUUCUGAAUCAGAGCAUGCAAUGGACAGUUCCGAACCAAUCUUUCAAGAUAUAUCCCAAUCGAUAAAAAGAAAAUCAAUUACAGAUACUUUAUCAAGAUCUGGCACUCCACCACCAAAAUGGGCGUUAGAAUUGGAAGACAGGAGAAUUGCAGCGGAGGAACGAAUGGCAAAUGCAUUAGAAUCAAUAGCAAAUUCAAUGAGAUUACAGGAGGAGAGACAGAGUAUUAUAGAAGAUAGGAUAGCAGAUGCUUUGACGGCCAUCGCUGGGACAUUACAGGAUCUGAACGGUUCACAGAAGAAUGUUUUACAGCAUUCAAUGAAGCAUUCACAGUCCGAUCAUAAUGAGACAUCAUCAAUGAAAGAUGUGAUAUUUCUGUAA
Messenger RNA from Danaus chrysippus (African queen), 777 nucleotides. The record is from the annotation of a GenBank genome assembly. Lineage: Eukaryota; Metazoa; Arthropoda; Insecta; Lepidoptera; Nymphalidae.